This is a messenger RNA of Varroa destructor (honeybee mite), 3795 nucleotides long. Its product is annotated as exonuclease 3'-5' domain-containing protein 2-like. Gene Ontology annotation, molecular function: 3'-5' exonuclease activity; nucleic acid binding. Gene Ontology annotation, biological process: nucleobase-containing compound metabolic process. The record is from RefSeq and is a predicted model, not a curated record. NCBI's taxonomy places the organism in Eukaryota, Metazoa, Arthropoda, Arachnida, Mesostigmata, Varroidae. Gene Ontology annotation, cellular component: cytoplasm; nucleus.
CUUCGCACCUGCUUAAAAAAGGGGCAGUAUUUUUGUUGAUUUUUUGUCCUGGCAGAAACCCUCUUUGGCCCAUUUUUAAGCAGAAGUUGACUUACUAUAACUCACAGUAAAAAAGCGAGUUGAUAUACAUAAAGCCAUGUUUCUGUAAUCUUAUAUUACUAUGUGCAUGGGUUUGCAUGCGUACAAAGUAGAUGUGUGUCGAAGUGACGAACUCGGUGGAUUAACGAUUAAGCGGUGACUCAGCUCACUGGAGUUUUUAUCAGAGCUUGCCAAUAAUCCACUAUGAUCCAGAAUUACGAUGAAACUUCGAUGACAAUAGCGAUAGCCCAUUUGUUACGUGCCUUGUGAUUGGCAUCAAUUUUCUCUAGCGUUAUAUAGACAAGUGUCAACUAUUUAUCGGUGAACGUAUUUAUCGGUGAUUAGGUUUUAGCACAGUGCACACUUAGCUUAUAGUCUAUUAAAUAACAAAAUCAUAGUUUACCAUCAUUAUUCAUUUAUGACGUGAAAAUAAAAUAUAAGAUCAUGGAUAAUGUGCUCAAACAAAAACUGAUACUUGGAUUGGGUGCCUGUGCUGUAGCAGCGGGUGCCUGGUAUCUUUCCCGUCAAGAAUGUACAUGCGAGGAGUGCUCAGAGACCGAUACCGAAGCUACAGUCUAUAUCGUAGAAAAUAGCGCUGAUUGGCGUGGGAGCUGCGAGGAGAUUAUCGCAGAAAUACGUCAUUCGAAGGUUAUUGCGUUGGACUGUGAGUGGGUAACCUCCAAAGACGCUGAUGGUGGUCGGCGAAAAAUUGCCCUCCUUCAACUUGCAGCGUCUACGACCUGGGUCGCAUUGAUCCGAUUGUGCAAAGUGGGUUUGAUACCGGAGGAACUAGUGGACAUUUUAAAAGAUCCGAGUAUUGUUAAAGUUGGCGUAGCCGUUCUUGAGGAUGCAGAAAAGCUUCAUGACGAUUAUAAAAUUCAGGUCAACGGUUGUCUUGAUCUUCGGUAUAUGGCGUUAGCCACGCCGACUGUAAAACGGAAAUUGGUCGAAGCAAGCCAGGGUCUUUCACUAGCAGGUAUGACUGAGGUUCUCCUCGAAGCAGAAAUGAUGAAGGACUUCACGAUUCGUUGCUCAGACUGGGAAUGCGAGCAGCUGUCAGACGAACAAAUAAAUUACGCCAGCUAUGACGUUGUUUGCGCAUAUGGACUGGCGGAGAAAAUUGCUCGCUCUAACGACUGGGUCACGCGCAUUAUUGGCUUGCUUUUGCCCUCUUAUUUAUGGCUAGAUUCAUAUCUGUUGUCGCAGUACUCGGAAUUUAUCGGUAUACGAUUUCACCGGAAGCAAACUAAGCUAAGCAAAAAGAGAGAAACACCUUUGCUUACAUCCACAAAAGAUGGUAAAGAAAAGACUCUGCGUUCGUACAGUGCUCGCAGAAAGCCUCUGUACGAAAAUUGCGUUUUGCUUUGUCCUGAUGGAGAGAAACUGUGUACAUGUGAUGCGAAAAAGGCGCAGUGGUACCUGGACCAUGGACUUGGCGAAGAGGUCGAGGGUGAGGAUGGAGACCCCCUAACAGUGAUGCUGAACUUCGAGCCUGCAAUCAGGACAAUUCUUGAUGGAGACUACUAUAGUUCACCCAAGGACAACGUUUGUGUAAUUUGUGGCGCAGCGGAUAAUCUUGUACGCAAGAUGGUUGUACCCAAAGAAUACCGUAAGCAUUUUCCGAAGAUAAUGAAGCAUCACAAUGCUCAUGAUAUAGUCCUUACCUGUAUUGAAUGCCACAGUCGAUUUAGCAGCUCUGACAACACGCUCAAGGAGCAAUUGGCUGAGCGGUGUAACGCUCCCUUGACCUCCUUGGUUGCGAAGUUCAGGGAAAAUCCAGAGCUAAAGGCGGUCCGCAGCGCUGGCAAUGCUCUACUAAAGAAACCACUAGGUCUUCCCAAGGACCGACAGGAGGAGCUACAGAAUUGUCUUAAGCAGCACUUCAACGUUGAAGAACUUACAGAGAAACUUAUCGAAGAGGCCUCAAAGCUUGAGACAAAGGAGAGAAACAAUGAGUAUAUCUCGCACGGCCGCAAAGUCGUCGAACAUUUUGCCAACCAACCAGAAGGCCUUAUCCAGCUUGAAUUGUUAUGGCGACAACAUUUCAUUGAUUCAACUCAAGCUCAUCACCUCCCGUCGCUCUGGUCCGUCAAUCAUCACCAUGAUGUGUUAGCUGUGAAAAUUGCUCUUUACCGGGACGCUGACCCAGACGGGGCCGAAGUUCUCAUGAAGCGAAUCGGUUUAAGCAAAAGUCGAGUGGAUGACGUGAUGAGGAAACUUGAACUUACGGACGGAGUUAAAGUUGGCAAGAUGAGCAUUAAAAAGGGGCGGCUUUUGGAAACUCUUAACUAGUUAUAGACUUGUGGCUUAUUUAGCAUUAGUAUGCUGGCCAUUGGCACCAAGAAAGUGGCAUUAGAGUCUACUUAGACACUAAGUUGUUGAGUAAGUGGCUCACUGCAGCCAGUUGAAUGUAUGAUGUACGUGAGCUCAAUAUCAGCGAAAGGAAAGUUGUGUACGCAAUUGCGUUGCAAUUUUUUGUUAAGUGAACUCUGCCAAAUCAGUGCUUAAGAAUAGCUCCGGCUAGAACAACGUGAUGUGUAAAUAAAUUAUUUGAAUUUGUUUAGUAACUUUAAUAUUAUUGUUGUUUAGUAACUGUAAUAUUAUUGUUAACUUCACUUUGACAGUGUAUCCCUAGUGCACAUCGGUGUUUCGACAAUAUUUUUGGAGAAAAGUUGUGCUGAUAUAUACGCAAAAUGUGGCGAAUAAUAAUCUAACAAGCAAUUUACCAGAUAAACGACAUGCUGGAAUACGAUUCAGACGGAUGUGGCGAUUGAACGGGCGCUCUCCCUAUCAUAACCUUGGAAAAGGAUAAAGUCUAUUAACAUUAAGAGCAUUAAUACUAAACAUUUACAGCAAUGAUCUACUAGCUUUAGGAAGCCCAUGGCUACAACAACUUUAUGGAAAAACAGCCACUAGAUAGAAUAGAUGUGAAGAAAAUUGAGUGACAAGGAAAAUUAUAGAAGGAUUACAAUGAAAAUAUUUUUUUAAGACAGAGUUCAAAGACUUCCCGAUUUGAAGAUGUCUAUCAGUCUUCUUGGCAAUUCGUUUUACUUAAUAUCCAUAAAUGUUCGUUGGGGCCCUAGUUAGUUGUGUAAAAAAGCCAUUGUAUAAUUGAGAGUGUGCAAACUAUUUUAUGCGUAGGACGCAUCUCCAUUCCCCCUAAUUGUUAUGCGCUACAUAAUCCUCUUCGUGUACCUAAAUGUGUUAUUCAAUUUAGUUGUAAAAAAUAAAUAUGGGCACUACAGAAAAUUUCACCUUUUUAGUCAAUGCUGACAAUUCACGAACGACUCCCUGGCUCUUUUAUUCCCGUACUGUGCCUACGCCUAAGUAGCACCUAUAAAUUCGGUGGUACUCAGGCUGAACAAUUAUGUCAGUUAAAUAUGUGAUGUAUCUUUAAUUUAACUUACACGAAUAUUGCAGAAGUUUUAAUAUUGAUGUUCAGUUUUACGUUACAUUUGUCAUUCAGUUAUGGGCAUGCCGACCUUACAAAUAGCUAAUUCCUAAUCGAUCUAAAAUCUAGGAUACCACUAAAACAGUCCUCGCAGAGCAGUCGCUUUGACCUGAUUUUUUUCUGAAAGAGAAGAGUUUGUCCAGGGCAAGAUUGACACGGUUGAAUCGAUUGACUGCAACCCCGGUGGAAACCCAAGCAUAACCAUUCCUAUAAAAAAACAAAGAUGGCGUGAGCUCAGGCGGCGAAAUUGCGUGUCCUGUAUUCCA